AUGAAGCUGCUUUCCACACUCGCUACUGUGGCAGCCUGCGGCUCGUCCAUCGCCUCUGCCCUAAGCCCCCCGGUUAUCGACACCCACUACGGUACAAUCCAUGGCGGUCUCUCACCCUUCCGCGGAGGCGACAAAGCCUUCGUUUACAAGGGCAUUCCUUAUGCACAGCCUCCUACAGGUGCAAACCGUUGGACAAAGGUUGCCGGUCCAUCGAAAUGGGGCACGCUGAAUGCGACCGAAUUCGGACCACAAUGCGCGCAAACAAUCAGCGAUGCUGGCAUCUUCUCCAGUGGCAAGACCACAACCAGUGAGGACUGUCUUUACCUCAAUGUUUGGACUCCGGCCUACAAGAACCAGACCAAUAUGUCCGCCAAGAAGCUGCCGGUGCUUUUCUGGAUUUAUGGAGGCCGAUUCACCGGUGGUUCCGGUGAUGUCAAGACAUACGAUGGCACUGGCCUGGCACAAAAGGACAUCAUCGUUGUGACCUUAAAUUACCGUUUGGGGCCAUUUGGAUACCUCGCCCACCCCGAACUUACUGCUGAAUCAGGCCACAACAGUUCUGGCAACUAUGGCAUUCUGGAUCAACAAGCAGCUCUGCACUGGGUCAACGAGAACAUUCAACUCUUCGGCGGUGACCCUAAUCAAAUUACCGUCGGCGGGCAAUCCGCUGGCUCUGCUAGUGCCCUCGAUGCUAUGUGGAGCCCGCUAGCUGAGGGCCUCGCCGAAGGUAUCAUAUCAGAGAGUGGUGCGCGAGGAACACACGAUCCCAUGACUGGAACUGUUGCCACUAGCUAUCGGACCAAGAAAGCCGCUGAAGAGCAGGGAGUCGCGUUCCUCAAGCAAAUGAAUGUGACAUCCAUUGCCCAGUUGCGGAAUGUGUCUAUGGAGGCUCUCCUUGAAUAUGACUCGCUCUCCGAUACCAUUUGGGAAGGCACUCCUUUCGCUAACCUCUCUGCCACAUUCAUGGAACCCCCUAUGUGGCGGCCCAAUAUCGACGGAUACGUCUUCACGGAUAACUACUCGGGAGCGUUGCGCAAUAAUUCUCACGCCGAUAUUCCCAUCCUUACUGGAAGCAACAAGGACGAGUCCGGAGCCAGCCCAGACCUGUCUUACACGUCUUCCGACUACCACGAUCUCUACAGCAACCUCUUUGGCGACCUUUCAGACGAUUUCUUCGCCUUGUAUCCCGGCGAGAAUAGCUCCCAGGCGUCGCAAAGCGCUAAAGAGUUCUACCGUGAUCUCAGCCGCGUCGGCACCUGGCGUUGGGCCGCCGACUGGGCUGCAGGCGGCGCCAAGAGUAACGUGUAUACUUACUACUUCACUCACGCUCCUGCCGAAAACCACGAUGAGGGUGCUUACCACGGCUCCGAGCUCUGGUACACCUUCAAUAACAUUCCCUACGCUUCGUACUCCAAUGUUACAUGGAACAGCGAGGACUAUGCUGUCGAGAACAAGAUGGCCAACUACUGGGCGAACUUCAUCCGCACUGGAAACCCUAAUGGAAAUGGGUUGCCGCAGUUUAAGCCAAGCACCAAGACCUCUGCGAAGACCAUGUGGCUGGGCGAUUCGUGGGGAAUGGGUCCCCUGACCAUGAAUAGCAAGCGCAUUCAAUUCUUGCAGAAAUGGACUUCCCGUCUGCCGGCUUGGUGA
Messenger RNA from Penicillium roqueforti, 1650 nucleotides. Its product is annotated as carboxylesterase/lipase family protein. Lineage: Eukaryota; Fungi; Ascomycota; Eurotiomycetes; Eurotiales; Aspergillaceae. The transcript has a single exon. The record is from RefSeq and is a predicted model, not a curated record. The coding region runs from base 1 to 1650 and encodes 549 amino acids.